AUGGCCAGCCAAACAGCCGUCAAACGAUUAAAUCGGGAAUACCUGACGAUCCAGGCGAACCCACCUCCUUACAUCACUGCCCACCCCUCUCAAUCAAACAUUCUUGAGUGGCAUUACGUCCUCACUGGCCCCGAGAACACUCCUUACCAUAAUGGCCAGUACUGGGGAACCCUCGUCUUCCCCCCUAACUACCCGUUCGCGCCGCCUGCGAUCCGCAUGAAGACCCCAUCAGGCCGUUUCCAGCCCUCAACACGACUAUGUCUGUCCAUCUCAGAUUUCCACCCCAGAUCGUUUAACCCCGCCUGGGAAGUGUCGACUAUUCUAAACGCUCUUCUCUCCUUCAUGACGGGUGACGACAUCACUACUGGCUCCAUCAACGCCAGCCGGGCUGAACGAGAACAUCUUGCUUUCCGAUCGCGAUGGUGGAACUCGACUAGCGAUGACGGUAAACAGUUCAGAUCCGAAUGGCCCGAACUUGACGUCGAGAAUCGAGAGUGGAUGAAGCAGAACAACGUUGACCCGGCUACCGGUUAUCGGAUAGGAGGCGAAAAGGAAUCAUCAUGCGGGCCACAGUUAAGUGUCAACGGAUCAAGCGGAAACCAAACACAGGCAGUGGUUGAUGCCGUGGUUCAGCAGCGUGACGCAGGAAGGGGAUGGGUGUAUCGACACAAGCUGCUGAUAGCCGGCGGCGUCAUCUUCAUCUAUGUUCUUAUCGCACGCCUUUUGAGUGGCGAGGCCGGCUUCUCAUGA
Clonostachys rhizophaga is the source of this 750-nucleotide messenger RNA. The record is from the annotation of a GenBank genome assembly. NCBI's taxonomy places the organism in Eukaryota, Fungi, Ascomycota, Sordariomycetes, Hypocreales, Bionectriaceae.